CAAAAAGAAAGGGAACUUUGUGAAGAUUUUGAUUUUAUAAAAUAUCAGUUAGAUUGGAGUAAACAAGAAAUAACUCAUAUUCAUACAGUUCUUUAUACUCUGUAUUAUGAUUGGAUUAUAGCAGGAAAAGAAAUUGCAAAUGUUUAUGCAGCUUUAAGUUCUUAUUGGAGUUAG
Molecule: messenger RNA, 174 nt
Organism: Funneliformis caledonium
Lineage: Eukaryota; Fungi; Glomeromycota; Glomeromycetes; Glomerales; Glomeraceae
Source: the annotation of a GenBank genome assembly